This is a messenger RNA of Rhincodon typus (whale shark), 1131 nucleotides long. RefSeq names its product spondin-2-like. Gene Ontology annotation, cellular component: extracellular matrix. Gene Ontology annotation, biological process: cell adhesion. The record is from RefSeq and is a predicted model, not a curated record. The coding region runs from base 1 to 1131 and encodes 376 amino acids. The transcript has 6 exons. Lineage: Eukaryota; Metazoa; Chordata; Chondrichthyes; Orectolobiformes; Rhincodontidae.
AUGCCGCUGCAAGACAGCUUUGAGCACAAGAUCAGGAACCCAGCUCACAGACCGGACCAGGCUCCAUCUCAGGGCUGCUUGCUGGCUCCUAGCGCUCAGUUACUGCCUGCUGGGAUCCUCACACCAUCCCUGUCCUGCCCAUUUACGGCUUUGCAACCUCAGCCAAAGCUAACAGGAGCUCGGUCCUUGUGUCCUGACUUGACUUUAGGUGUGGACACAAAGCCAGGGAGCCUGUUCAUAGCUGUCAGCAGCGACCAGUCAACAGGCAUGGGUGUGUUCAGUCAGUCAAUAACCUCCAGUGUUGUCCACGAGUUUGGACAUAGCAUCUCCGCGUGCCCUAUAGGACAGUCGAUCAGUAGGCAGCAGUGGUUAGAGAAGAACACAGGCCUGACAUCAGUGGAUCUGACUGAGAACGUGUGCGACCCAAACAGGAGUUUAGAUGUGCAAAGGAAACAUGUUUUCAUUGUACCACAUGACUGCUUUUAUACUCAUUUCUUUCUGGAUGCCUACUGUUACAAGGAUUCCUUUGGCAUUCCUAUUACUGCAAUCAGUCUCCCAUUUGACUUAAAUCCAUUGUGUCCCUCUCAUGGUGCUGCCUCAUACUCACUGACAUUUGAAGGCAAAUGGAAACCUAGUGCCUUCCCCAAACAGUACCCAAUGUACAGACCUCCUGCACAGUGGUCACCCCUCAUAGCCGUCACUCACAAUGAUGAAUACCAUCUCUGGCAGUUGGAUUCGCUGGCCAGAGCUGGAGUACAGGAAUACACUGAGAAAGGAACUCACACUAUACUUGCACAGGAGGUGGAAGAAACCAAAAACAAGAUGCACAGCAUCGCUGGAUUCUUCAAGGGACCAGCUAUUCCAAGUGGAAUAGGACAGAGGUUAAUGAAAUUUACAGUCUACCCAACACAUCCACUGCUAUCCUUCAUGGUUCGCAUAGUGCCCAGCCCUGACUGGUUUGUCGGCGGUGAUAGCAUCAUUCUAUGUGAGGCGAAUCACUGGAAGGAGCUUGUCACCCUUGACCUUUACCCUUAUGAUGCUGGGACAGACAGUGGCUUCACGUUUUCUUCGCCUAAUUUUGCAACGGUUCCCCAGGACAAAAUAACACAGGUAAUUAGUUGCAACUUCUGA